AUGGGUGCUGAUUCGCCAUCGGAACAAAUUGCGCUCGGAUGGAUGUUCUCAAAGUUGGGCAGGAGGAACUUCGACAGUCCUAGUGUAAACCAAUGGGUGACUAAGACGACUCAUGGAAAGAUCUCCAACCUAAUAAGUAAGCAAGAAAUUUCCCCGGAAACGAAAAUGAUGCUGCUCAACGCACUUUAUUUCAAAGCUAUUUGGAGUGAAAGAUUUAACAAGAGCGAUACCAAAGAAAUGCCAUUCGAUGUUGAUCCGCUGAAACAAAUUACGGUAAAAAAGAAAACAUUGUAA
Gongylonema pulchrum is the source of this 294-nucleotide messenger RNA. The record is from the annotation of a GenBank genome assembly. Lineage: Eukaryota; Metazoa; Nematoda; Chromadorea; Rhabditida; Gongylonematidae.